Amoebophrya sp. A25 is the source of this 2185-nucleotide messenger RNA. NCBI's taxonomy places the organism in Eukaryota, Dinophyceae, Syndiniales, Amoebophryaceae. The record is from the annotation of a GenBank genome assembly.
AGCGAGAAUAGAGUACUUAUCUAAGACACUACGCUACAGCAAAGACGUAAAGUACGGACCCAAUCUUGUGAUCUUGUUAAUUCACACAAACAAUGUGGCUCUGGCUAUCGUCGGGGCCCUCACCUGGGCAUCCUCCCGACGGCGUUUCAUGAACCUUUAGUCGAAACUUCUGCUCAAAAGCAUUGGGGGAAUGGACUUCGGUUCCUCGUCAUAGAAAUUUGAUGGGCAAGGCAGCACUAGCUGUACAUAGCGCAGUAUCUCAUGCAGUAGCAAUACGCAGGAAACCGGGAUCGUGCAAAAGCAGCAGAGGCAGUAACCGUAAAUAGCAUAUCCUCGCUGAGGCAGUGACGCGUACAAGCAGUGGCACUAACAAAAUAAUUUACAAGUAGAGUUGUAAAGCAAGUAAAACUAAAAGGGCACGCACAGUAUCCGUCGUGACAGGUACUGGUGGUAUCCGCCGUGACCAGUUUACUAUACUUGCACUUCCUAACAAGAAGCGGUAAAUGCAUCAAAAGUACAACAUUAUAAGUAGAAAAGGCCUCAGUUUUUGACAUCAACAAAGUCGAGUACAAGUCUACUAAUGCAGACAGAGGACGUCGGCUUGUUGAAGUAGUCGUUGCACAUCUACAAGCCUAACAGCAGUCAACACACCUUCCGCAUAACACAAGUCAACACACCUUCCGCAUAACACAAGUCAACACACACGAAAGGAACAAAAAGGAACAAGUACUAAAAAAGGAACAAAAAGGUUUCUAAAAGAACGAAAGGAACAAGUACUAAUCAAAGAAGCCCGUUGGCAUCAUGGCGUGUUGUUUUUGCCUCUUACCCGGUGACGUCCGGGACUACUACUCCUUCGAGGAGAAAAUAGGAGCUGGCGCGUUCGGCCAAGUUCGUCGAGCUCGAACGCACAAAACGGGGAAGCAUGUGGCGAUUAAGGUUCAGCUUCUUUUUAUGUUUCUCGUUCUUUACGUUCAUGCUUCUGUAGCUUUCGUUGACGAAUUCAUACUUCUGUAGCUUGUUUCGUUCACGAAGAGGAGCUUCACCUUGAAUUUGAAUGGACUCUCUGCGGCCUUCUUACAACAUCAAAAAUUUCUGCACCACCACCACCACCAACAUGUUCUUCUCUCAGAUAAUACUCCGAUGCGAGCAGGGCGUAACCUACGAGGAACUGAUGGUGGAGAUAGAGUGCAUGAAACGACUAGACCAUCCCAACGUUGUCGGCUUUCAUGGCUACUUUACCGACGACCGCUUCAUCUAUAUCGUGAUGGAAGAAUUCCUUGGAGGGGAGCUGAUUUAUGAGAUGGUUACUUUUGCUUUUUCGCACAUGAAAUAUCUUCUCAAUGCCUUAGUCCCUCUCUAACGGUCGCAUCGCUUACGAGACUCGAGGAGACGCGUGACGGAGAGGGAAGCAGCCCGAUACGUGAAGAUGAUGCUGCAAGCAUUAGAGUACCUGUGCCGGUCUGAGGUUAGUGUGGUGCAUCGAGAUAUCAAACCAGAAAACUUCCUGUUUCGCACAGAAAGCACGGAUUCGGACCUAGCGCUGAUAGAUUUUGGCCUUUCGCAAGUGAUACGGGACGGCGAUUUUUUGCAGACUUGUUGUGGUAAUUUUUGCUAUUCUUGUUUGAUUGAAUACAUUAGCCCAGGCACAGUCCAAUACAUUAGCCCAGGCGGGGGUCCAAUACAUUAGCCCAGGCACAGUCCAAUACAUUAGCUGAGAUGUCAAAGACUCAAGAUGCGAGCCUUAGAGGAAGAAAUUUCAUAGACUCAAGUUGUACUUCUACAUUUCAAGUUAAUACCUCCUUUGUUCCAAUUUAGAUUUAUGGUCCAAACUCAAGUACGUACGACGUAUUAUACUACUGUCAAGGCUAGUUGUAGUACUUUUAGUACUACAAAAAGUACUAGUAGCAUACGAGUGAAUCACUUCUCCUUCUUCCACAAAUACUCGACGACAUUGUUUAUGGUCCAAUGCAUUAGCCCAGGCACAGUCCAAUACAUCUCCCUGUCACCAGGCACAGUCCAAUACAUUAGCCCAGGCGGGGGUCCAAUACAUUUCCCUAUCACCAGGCACAGUCCAAUACAUUAGCCCAGAGCAGAUCCGCGGGCGUUAUCGAUUCAGUGGCGACAUGUGGGCUGUGGGAAUCGUUUGCUACCUCCUCAUGGUGGGAAAGUUUCCUUUCAAAGGUGA